AUAAAUGUUAUUAAUUUGUUGCUGUGUCUAUUGUGUUGUUCAGAACAAUCGAUACAGCGCAAGACAUCGGCCACAGUGGAGUCCUUCAGCCUGGUUCAGAAGUCCUUUGAGAUACCUGCAGGAGAGAGUGUUCCAGGAUUUGAAGAGAAGCCACAUGCCAUCACUGCUCAGGAAGGGGCCAAGAUUGCUUUUAAAGCCAAGGUGACUGGGAACCCCAAGCCCACUGUGACUUGGAAGAGAGAUAGUGGGAAGCCCUUAAGAGAAGGGGUUGAGACCUUCUUCGACACCAUCGCUAAGGAGUACGUGCUGAAGAUUAGGAAUCUUGCCAUGGAAGAUGCAGAUAACUACAAGUGUGUUGUCUCCAAUGAUCACGGUGAUGCAAUCUACACAAUGUCACUCAUUGUUACUGAAAAUCCACAGGUGGACUUCAAGAAGAUGCUUAAAAAGCGGGGUGCCCCUGCUCCCAAGAAGGAGGAGAAGCGCCACAUCACCGAGGAAGAGAUGCUGAAGAUCCUCUCCGGAGCGGAAAAAAAAGACUACGAGAGGAUCUGUGCUGAGCACGGUUUCACCGACUUCAGAGGAAUACUCAAGAAACUCAAAGAAAUGAAGAAGAAAGUGGACGUGGAGAUGGUGAAAGUGCUGAAACCUCUGGAAGACAUAGAAGCUAAAGCAGACACCAACAUCGUGUUUGACACCAUCCUGGAGCUGAAGGAUCCCAACCUCAAGAUGAUGUGGUUCAAGGGGGAUGAGCCUCUGAGGACCCAAUACUCUCUUGGCAAGUAUGAGUUGAAGCAAAUGGGAACCAAGUACCAGCUGUUUAUCUCCAGUGUCACUCUGAAGGACAGUGGCACCUAUAAGCUGGUAGUUGGAGACAAGACCCUUACUGCCAAGCUCAGUGUAAUAGAUGAGCCUCUAAAGUUCCUGACAGAACUGAAACCCAUCCGAGUGAAUGAACGCCAGACAGCUGUGUUUGAGGUGCGACUCUCAAAGAAGAGCGACCUUCCUCUUGUGUGGAAGGUCAGGGGCAAGGAGGUGAAGAGGGAUGAAAAGUUUGACGUAUCUGUGUCUGCGGACGGCCUCACCUAUACUCUCAAGAUCAAGGAUGUGCGCCCAAGUGACAUUGGAGAAUACAGCAUGAGCAUUGGAGAUAUGACAGCUUCCACACAGCUCUUUAUUAACAGAAUUCCUAUCAAGUUCGUCAGCCACCUCAAAAAUGUGAGGGUGAAGGAGAAGAGUAAGGCCAGGCUGGAGUGUGAGCUGAGCUCCAAGGACGUGUUUGUCAAGUGGCUGAAGGAUGGCCGAGAGAUAACCCACAAUCCUCAGUAUACCUUCAUACGGGAGGGCAAAAGAGCAGAGCUGAUAAUUGAUGACUGUGACCUGGCUGACAGCGGAGAGUACGCGAUUGUGGCCACACAGGAGAACGAUGCCCAGGAGUAUGUGAGCUCUUCUAACCUGACAGUGGACGAGCGCUUUGCCACAGUGAAGAGUGGUAUGUCAGAUGUCCAGUGUCCCACUGGAUCUCCAGCUGAGUUAUGUGUAGUUUUGAAUGAUGAGAAGGUAGAUGGAGUCUGGCUGAAAGACGGCAAUCCGGUAACAGACAUGAGCGGGGUGCAGGUGGUGAAGCAGGGAGCUGUGCACAAGUUAAUUUUUACCAAUGUUGGAGAUGCACAUGAGGGCAAGUACACCUUCAUGUCCAAAGGUGCAGAGAGUGAGGCAGUGCUUGCCAUAGCAGACCCUCCAGUAAUUGACCCCACCAUGCUGGAGGUUCUGGGGGCCCAUCCAGUAACAGUGAAGGCUGGACAGACUGCCAACAUAAAAAUCCCCUUUAAGGGCAAGCCUGCGCCUAAGAUCACCUGGUACAAGGAUGGCAUUGAGAUGAUGGACGAUGAUCGCACAGUAGUGGAGAAGCACCCGGAUUGCACAACGCUGAUACUUCACAAGUGCGCGCGGGAGGACAGUGGCGCGAUCACGCUGAAACUCAAGAGCGACUGUGGCACGGCCAUCGCUAACCUGCACCUGAACGUCGUCGAUAAACCCAAGCCCCCACAGGGAAAGGUGGAGUUCCUGGAGCGGUCGGGGAAGUGCAUCAAGAUGAAGUGGAAGGCUCCACGUGACAACGGCGGAAAGCAGGUCACCAGCUUCAUCAUCGAAAGGAAGAUUGUUGGCAAGAAGUCCUGGAUAAAGAUCGGAGAGGUGGACAGCAAGCUGACCUCCUUCAGCACAGACAAGGUGGAGGAGGGCCGCGCCUACCAGUUCCGCAUCCGAGCUGUCAACUCGCAGGACAUCAGUGAUCCACUGGAGACAGAGGAGGUCUUCGCCGGAGAGCCCAUCGAGCCCCCCGGAAUGGCCUCCCAGCCACAGAUUCUAGACGUGACGAAGGACGCGGUGACUGUGACCUGGAGCCCCCCCGCUCAAGAUGGCGGCGCCCAGGUGCUGGGCUACAUCAUCGAGAGGAGGAAGAAGGGCAGCAGCAUCUGGGUGCCAGUCAACAAGGAGCUUGUGCAAGACACCAAGUACAAAGUGGAUGGGCUGGUGGAAGAUAUGGAGUAUGAGUUUCGUGUCACCACUGUUAACAGGGCAGGGCCAGGAACUCCCAGCACUGCCUCAAACUCUGUUAAUGCAAAAGAUCCCAUCCGUGCCCCUGGGCUGGUGAAAGACCUGCAUGUGACAGACUCCUCCAACUCCUCCAUUUCUCUGGGCUGGAACCCCCCAGAGAUGGGCGACGAGCCCUCUGGCUACAUCCUGGAGGUCCGUGCAGACGAAGCCAAGGAGUGGACCAAGUGCACCAAGAUCCCCAUCACUGGCACCAGCUACACAGUGGGCGGUCUGCAGGAACGCAUGAAGUACUUCUUCCGCAUUCGUGCAGUGAACGAGGGAGGCGUGGGGGAGCCUAUCGAGCUGGACCAGGGGGUGCUAGCAAUGCCCCCACCGGCCCCUCCCAGAUUUGACAUCCAAGCCAAGCUGAAAAACCAGAUGGAGGUGCGAGCGGGGACUGCCCUGUGCAUUCACGUCACCUUCAGUGGCUCCCCGCCGCCCACUGUGACCUGGCUGAAGGACGGGAUCCCCACUAAGGGCAGGGAGACCAUCACCAAGGGCAACAAGCACUCCCAGUUCCUGAUCACCUCCUCGCAGCGCGCCGACUCCGGCGUCUACCGCAUCAACCUGCGCAACGACUUUGGGGAGGCCUCCUACGACAUCAAGGUCCGCGUUGCAGAUUUUCCUCGGCCCCCCAGCAACCUGAAGCUGGUGGAGGAGGUGCCCAACACAGUGACCCUCAAGUGGGACCACACCCCUGAUGUGGCUGACGAUGGCCAGGCGCACUAUAUCAUCCUGAAGCGCGACGCAAGCACAGCCACCUGGUUCACCGCUGCUGACCGCGUCUUCAGCAACAAGUACACUGUCACUGGCCUUCUUCCUGGCCGCAAGUACUUCUUCCGGGUCAUUGCCCGCAAUGAUAUUGGGGACAGUGACCCCCUGGACUCCAAGGAGCCCUUCACCAUAGCCAAGGAGAAAGAGCACCUGAAGCUUCGAAUGAAAGAGUACACGCUGAAAGAUCUGUCCCAGAAGCCGGAGUUCAUCGUGCCACUGAAGGACCAUGCGGUGCGCCGUGGCAAGGACUGCACCAUGAGCUGCGCCUUCUUGGCCAUCCCCCAGCCCCAGGUCUCCUGGUUCAAGGGCGAUGCCAAGAUCUCCGAGAACCCCAAGUUCUGGCAGACCACUGCCAACGGAGUCUGCACGCUCACCAUCCCCGCCUGCGAUCAAAAGGACAGUGGAGAAUACACCCUGGUGGUGGAGAACACUCUGGGCCAGGCCAAGUGCAAGUGCAACCUGGUUGUCUUUGAUAAGGAUGACAAGAGCUUUUUGGAGAGCCUGACAGAGCGCACUGGCAGAGGAAAGCACAUCAUGUGAAGAGUUGAAUGGCCGGAGGGCAAGGUGUAGCAGUCUCUCUUACAGCACUGACCCUCUUGACUGGUUAUCUUCAAAAUAAAUACUGGAUAUUGGUACGUUUAAAAAGCCAGAGUUGAUGUCAUUUUGUAGUGCUAACUCACUACUUUUGGGAUUGUUCUGUGUUUGACAAUGCAUAAACAGCUUGA
Molecule: messenger RNA, 4094 nt
Organism: Lepisosteus oculatus (spotted gar)
Lineage: Eukaryota; Metazoa; Chordata; Actinopteri; Semionotiformes; Lepisosteidae
Source: RefSeq, a predicted model, not a curated record